AUGGCAAGCGGGAGCUGGGCCCGCCCCUCCAGCCCGCAGCCCCCGCCCCCCCGCCCGGCUCCUCAACACAAACUUUCCGUCCCGCUCGCUCCCUCCUCCGCGCACAGCACCUCCCGCUCCGGCCCGGCUCAUUCCGUGCAUUCCGGCCAUCCCCCUGCCCACGACCCCCCUUCCCGGCCCCCCUCGCUACUCCCUCGGGCCCGGCGGAGCGGCCCGGCGGAGCGCCCCCCGGAGCUCGGAGCAGGCUCACACCAUCCAGGGGGCUCAGGCCCAGAGCCCAGAGCAACCAGCACAAUAGCGUCCAACAGCUGGACCGCCAACAGCAGCCCCGGGGAGGCCCGGGAGGAUGGGUCCGAAGGCCUGGACAAGGGGCUGGACAACGAUGCCGAGGGAGUGUGGAGCCCGGACAUCGAGCAGAGCUUCCAGGAGGCCCUGGCAAUCUACCCGCCCUGCGGCCGGCGCAAGAUCAUCCUGUCGGAUGAGGGCAAGAUGUACGGUCGAAAUGAGCUGAUUGCCCGCUACAUCAAACUGAGGACGGGAAAGACCAGGACGAGAAAACAGGUGUCUAGCCACAUACAGGUUCUAGCUCGGAAGAAGGUCCGGGAAUACCAGGUUGGCAUCAAGGCCAUGAACCUGGACCAGGUCUCCAAGGACAAAGCACUCCAAAGCAUGGCAUCCAUGUCAUCUGCACAGAUUGUCUCUGCCAGCGUCCUGCAGAACAAGUUCAGCCCACCCUCCCCUUUACCCCAGGCUGUCUUCUCCACCUCCUCAAGGUUCUGGAGUGGCCCCCCUCUGCUAGGACAACAGCCUGGACCAUCUCAGGACAUCAAGCCCUUUGCCCAGCCUGCCUACCCCAUCCAGCCUCCCCUGCCACCAACACUCAACAGUUAUGAGUCCCUGGCCCCACUGCCCCCAGCCCCUGCCUCUUCUGCCUCUGCGCCUGCGUGGCAGGACCGCACCAUCGCCUCUUCCCGGCUACGCCUCCUGGAGUACUCUGCCUUCAUGGAGGUGCAACGGGAUCCUGACACGUACAGCAAACACCUGUUUGUGCACAUCGGCCAGACAAACCCUGCCUUCUCAGACCCACCGCUGGAGGCGGUGGAUGUACGACAGAUCUAUGACAAGUUCCCUGAGAAGAAGGGGGGGCUGAAGGAACUCUACGAGAAGGGGCCCCCAAACGCCUUCUUCCUUGUCAAGUUCUGGGCUGACCUCAACAGCACAAUUCAAGAGGGCCCUGGAGCCUUCUAUGGGGUCAGCUCACAGUACAGCUCAGCUGACAGCAUGACCAUCAGUGUCUCUACCAAGGUGUGCUCCUUCGGCAAGCAGGUGGUGGAGAAAGUAGAGACCGAGUAUGCCCGCCUGGAGAACGGCCGCUUCGUGUACCGCAUCCACCGCUCACCCAUGUGCGAGUACAUGAUCAACUUCAUCCACAAGCUGAAGCAUCUACCUGAGAAGUACAUGAUGAACAGCGUGCUAGAGAACUUUACUAUCCUGCAGGUGGUCACAAGUCGGGACUCGCAGGAGACCCUGCUCGUCAUCGCUUUUGUCUUCGAAGUCUCCACGAGCGAGCACGGGGCACAGCACCAUGUCUACAAGCUUGUCAAAGACUAGCACACCUUUGACUCCACAAGGGUGCAAGGCAGACUUGUACACACCUGCCUGCCUGGCCUCCCGGGGUGUGGGUUGGGGGACUCACUCACCCAUGGGUUUCAGGCUGGAACCCAGGCCCUAGUACACACGCUCCCCGCCACUGUUCAGCGCUUUAUUGGAGAGAAGAGGGUUCCAUGGUGAUGUGGCCUUCCUGGUCAUUGACCCCACAGUUGGCUGGGCUCCACCUGGCCUCAAGUGAUGUAAGAGUUGGGGGUCGGAGGGCACCUGCAGGCAUGGUCUCUGCCCCCGAGGGAAUGUGGGAGUAGAAUGGGAGCCAGAGGGGCAGCUAAUUAGGCUGCCCUGGUACAAGGAGUCAAGGUAGGGGCUGAGCUAAGAAGGGCCCAGACUUUGUACCUCCUGGGUACCAGCCUUUUCCCAGCCCUCUUGCACAGUAAGCCUGGAUCUCCUGUAUCAGACAAAGUGCCAAGAUGGAGGUCCACAGAACUGGGCAGAGCUAGAGCCUAGGUUCAGCUACCUCCCUACAACAGGCUACAGGAAACAUCCUGACCAGUGGUACAGCUGGGCUGGAGGCUGGACAGGGUGCUGCCCUGUUCUCCCCAGCCUAUCAGCUAGAAGGCACCCCUUCAACGUCCUAAAGACAGGAGGCAGGAACUUGAGGAGCCCUUGUCUCCUCCCCUGCUUUAUCCAGGCCCCAGGGUCAACUGUCCUGUUCCCAGGUCACCUGGUAUUUAUGAGUUUCAAAUGAAGUACUGUGCCCCUCUCCUCAUCCCGCCCGCCCGAGCUUUCCUGAAGGUUUUCACCGUUCACAACUGCUCAGGCCCACCUCCAAACCCCACCUAGGUUUUAUAACAUGUAUUAUAUUUUUGUGUAUUUUUAAAUCCAGCUGUGAUGGGCUAUGUCAUAAAUGGCUCAAGAAGGCAGGGGCCCGACUUUAGGCCUGACUCCUGCUAAAAAAAUUAAAAGCUGUUUCUGGGUCAG
Messenger RNA from Phodopus roborovskii (desert hamster), 2589 nucleotides. RefSeq names its product TEA domain transcription factor 3 (gene Tead3). The transcript has 14 exons. Gene Ontology annotation, molecular function: DNA-binding transcription factor activity, RNA polymerase II-specific; RNA polymerase II cis-regulatory region sequence-specific DNA binding. Lineage: Eukaryota; Metazoa; Chordata; Mammalia; Rodentia; Cricetidae. The record is from RefSeq and is a predicted model, not a curated record. Bases 1 to 1611 code for a protein of 536 amino acids. Gene Ontology annotation, cellular component: transcription regulator complex. Gene Ontology annotation, biological process: embryonic organ development; hippo signaling; positive regulation of transcription by RNA polymerase II.